Molecule: messenger RNA, 2880 nt
Organism: Manihot esculenta (cassava)
Lineage: Eukaryota; Viridiplantae; Streptophyta; Magnoliopsida; Malpighiales; Euphorbiaceae
Product: pto-interacting protein 1
Exons: 11
Coding region: 629-2662 (677 amino acids)
Biological process (GO): protein phosphorylation
Molecular function (GO): ATP binding; protein kinase activity
Source: RefSeq, a predicted model, not a curated record
UUCACCACUUAUCCAAAGGAAUUCUCUUUCUUGCCGACACUUCUUCAAAUUUCUCUCAACAUCUUUUUGAUUUCUUUCUUUUCUUCUUUUUCCCCUUCCUUUCCAAUUAUUUUUCAAAUAAACCCAUUUUUGCUUAUGUAAUCUUAAUUGUCAGCAAGGCACUCCUGUCUUUAUUUUAUUAGUAAUACCAUAUUCUUUUUUAUUUUUUUUUUUCUUUUAUGGGGAUUGAAAUUAGUUGCAUUAGGUAGGGGGUGGUAAUAAUAUUUGGCGGCAUCACAUUUUAAAUUCUUUGCUGGGCUUCAAUGGCAGAUGGCUACAAAUUUUAGAUUCUAUUGGGAUUUGUUUGAAAUUCUUGAAUUUGGACCAUUCAGGGAGAAUCUGUUAAUGGGUAGCCUUCAUAAUCUCUACUGGUAGCUGAAAAAUUAUACCUAAUAUAUUGGUGGCUUCUGAUAUUUGAUUUCUUUAGCUAUUAUACUGAAAUAAUCACGUCAUGAAGUGGAUAGUUCUUUUGGAGAAUAAGUUUAUAGAACUUAUGCCAAUCAAGGAAGAAUAACAGAAUCUGCAGACGCUUUGAUAUUUUGGAAGUAAUCAAUCAAGGGGUAAUAAGGUGAAAGAAAAGAUAAAUAAAAUGCCAGCUGAGGAGGAAGCUCAAUCUAUUGAGAGAAGGAAUGUGUGUGUUGGGAUAAGAAUUGAUAACAAUAGCAGAGAAUUGCUAAACUGGGCUCUUGUGAAGGUUGCUGAAGCUGGAGACUGUGUUAUUGCACUUCAUGUUUGUCGAAAUUCCAAAGCUGCUUUGAAAAACAAGGCCUCGUUGGAUAGCUAUUUAGAAGUAUAUGAUGGCUUGUGUUCCCUAAGGAAGGUAGAUCUUAUAGGUCAGGUCUGCGAAGGAAGUUCGGUUCAGAGGACUCUGGUUAGAGAGGCAAAGGUUCAUGGUGCUGUGGCUUUAGUUGUGGGGGUCAAAAAACAAAGUGCUCUAGGGAGUUCAACUUCCACUGCUCGAUAUUGUGCUAAGCGGCUGCCUCCAACCACUGAGGUUUUGGCUAUCCACAAUGGGAAAAUCAUGUUUGGAAGGUGCAACAAUAAUCAACUACCAGGCUUCGCUGGAGAUCCAAAGCCGAGCCUAAAUUUUCUUGAAAGUCCCUUGCCAGAUGAUGUCCGGUCAGAAUUUGGAGAUUCUGAGGUAGACACUGUAACAUCUAGCUUUGAAGUGCUAACUAGAUGUGGAAGUGAAGACUUAAGGGAUGAAAUUCCUUGCCUUCCACAUGAACUUAAGAAGAGACCAACUGCUCGUUUUACCGGAGAUGUUUUGGAUCAGAGGCCUGGUUGGCCACUGCUCCGGAGAGCAAGUUCAGUUAACCCUGAGACCCUGCAGGCAAGGGAAUUGUCUGUGGUGCAAUGGGCAAUGAGUUUACCAAUGCGUUCGGGACAUAGAAAUCCUCUAGGUUCAAGCAUAGAGAAAUCAUCAGAAUGGGAGAGAAGUGACUUCUUGGAAGAGAGCCAUAGAAUUAGUUCUUAUGGGUCAGGAGAACUGCACUAUAGCUUGGAGAUUCUGCUAAAAACAAAUUUUUCUAAUUGCAAGUGGUUCAAUUACGAGGAUUUGAAAGCUGCAACUUCAAAUUUUUUCGCAGGAAACUUAAUUGGGAAAGGAGAGUGUAACAGUGUGUAUAAGGGGAUUCUUCCAGAUGGCAAGCGAGUGGCGAUAAAGAUUCGAAAGUCAUCCCCAGAAGCAAGGAAAGAUUUCGCACGAGAAGUUGAAAUAAUCUCCUCAAUGAACCAUAAGCAGAUUUUACGUCUCGUGGGGAUUUGCAUCAGAGAUGUUGAUCUUAUUUCUGUUUAUGAUUUGUUCUCUAAGGGAAGCUUAGAGGAAAACCUACAUGGUAAUAAGAAAGUCAAAUCUUUAUUGUCAUGGGAACACAGGUUUAAAAUUGCUGUCAAACUUGCUGAAGCCUUAACUUACAUACACAAUGAAUCUUCACCCCCUGUUAUCCACAGAGAUGUCAAAUCUUCGAACAUUCUUCUUUCGGAUAAGCUCGAACCGCAGUUAUCUGAUUUUGGGCUGGCAAUAUGGGGACCAACAACUUCAUCUUUUAUGACUCAAAUCGACGUAGUCGGGACGUUUGGAUAUCUUGCUCCUGAAUAUUUCAUGUAUGGAAAAGUCAGUGACAAGAUUGAUGUGUAUGCUUUUGGUGUAAUCCUACUCGAGUUGUUAUCAGGCAGAAGACCAAUUGGGUAUGAGACUCCUAAGGACCAGAAGAGCUUGGUGAUGUGGGCAAAACCAAUAAUUGAUUGUGGAAAUGCAAGAGACAUAAUAGAUCCAAAGUUAGAUAAAAACUUUGAUGAGGAUCAAAUUCAAAGAAUGAUACUUGCAGCCAAAUUUUGCAUUACAAGAUCAGCUAGGCUACGUCCUAAAAUGAUGGAGGUUUGGAAGCUCCUAAGAGGGGAUAAAGAUGCAGCAACGUGGGCGAAACUUCAUAACGAGAAUCUAGAGAAUAACGAAAACCAAGAGGGAAAUGAUGAUGAAGUUUAUCCGAAUUCUAGUGCAGAGUUACAUUUGAAUCUUGCAUUGGUUGAUUUGGAUGAUGAUUGUUUAUCAUUAAGUAGUCAUCUCUCUUUGGAGGACUACUUUAAAGAAACAUGGAGUCGAUCAUCAAGCUUCAACUAGUUUGUUUUAAUGCUCUUUUUGAAUGCUCCUUUCACUGCUUUUUUUUUUGGCAGCCAAAUUUGACACAAGCUUUGUGGAAUAUGUAGCUUGAGUUUGUACAGUACAGUAACUUUUGGGGUGGUUAAUGUAUGUGACCAUGGUGAGGGUGUUCUGUAGAUGUUCAAUUUUGGCAAGUCAUGUUCAAUGUGAUAAUAAAAGGAUCAAGAUCCAAGCCUCUA